Molecule: messenger RNA, 1056 nt
Organism: Panicum virgatum (switchgrass)
Lineage: Eukaryota; Viridiplantae; Streptophyta; Magnoliopsida; Poales; Poaceae
Exons: 3
Coding region: 425-772 (115 amino acids)
Source: RefSeq, a predicted model, not a curated record
CCCGCUCGCCCGCCUGCCUCCGCACUUCCGCAGACGCGGGGACGGCGUCGUGUGCUGUGUGCAACGGGCAGUCAGAGCACGCCGGUGGAGCUCUCGCGGUCGCGGUCACGGCAUUGACGGGCCACGAGCCAGGGUUAGCAGGAAGAUUAGCCGCUAAGUCUGCCGUGGGCACCUACUGUUAGCUUGAUACCAGCUGGAUUUCUUUUCUUUUUGCCUUGUCAGCCUAUAUAACGUCCAGCUUGUCCUCUCCCUCUCCUCUCCAAACAAUCGCUGUGCGGCGCCCGUGCCUCUCGAAGAAGACAAGUCCAACACUGUUGCUGCGUGAGGCGCUGAAUUUGCUCCACAGCUUCAUCAGGGAAGACAGGGGUCAGGGAAGACAACUAGACAAGAACACCAAAGAGGGAGAGAAAGCGAGAGAUCAUCCAUGGAGAACACGAGAGAGCAGCGGGGCCAGGACGCGGCGGGCGCCAACGGCUGGAUGACGGUGCCGGCGUUCGGGGACUGGGACAUGAAGAACGGCGCGCUGCCGGACUACUCCAUGGACUUCUCCAAGAUCCGCGAGAUGCGCAAGCAGAACAAGAAGGAGCUCUCCCGCGCCAGCCUCGGCGGCGACGAGGACCUCUCCCAGGCCCAGCAGCAGCGCAACCAGGCGCAGGCCAAGGCACAGCCCAAGCUCGGACGACCCGCCGACGACCACCGCCGGCAGCUCCACGACUCCCCAACGGGAGGGAAGAAGUUUCUGAGCUACUUCCAGUGCUGUAUCAAGGCCUGAAGAGGAGGAAGUGCUUCCACUGCCUGUGUGAACAAUUAGGUCUCGGUUUUGUUAAAUAUCCAAAAAUGUGUAAUAUAUUUGUUCUGAUGGCUACUCUGUCGAUCUGUAUGAAGAACAAACCAGUUUUAUGGGGGUAAUGGUAAACACCGGUCUCCUUGUACAAUCCGUCAUUGAUUUGUUUGUGACAUGUGGUACAAUGUUACCCUGUAAUCUAAUAUGUUGGAGGGAGGAUUUGGCAUCCGCUCCAUCUUUUUUGUGCGAUUGAGGGCCAUGAUUCGUUUGGA